AUGGCGGGAAAGAAGAACAGCAAUAGCAAGUCAAAGGGAGACAACAAGUCCAGCGCUGAUGGCGACAAGGGUGGCUCCAAGUUGAAGGGCGGUCAGAAAAUCGAUGUCCGGCAUAUCCUCUGCGCGAAACACUCCAGGAAAGAAGAGGCUCUUGCCGAGAUCCAGCGUCUUACAAGGGGUGAACCAAAAGAAGGUGCUCCAGCCAAUGCGUCAGAGCCAGUAGGAAAGAUGGACCCAAAGACGAAGACUAAAGCGCCGACACAAGCCAUAUUUAUCCACGUCGCUAAACAAUUUUCAGAGGAUAAGGCUGCCCAGGGAGGCGCACUUGGCGUGAAAACGAAAGGCUCUUUGCACCCGGAAUUUGAGAGGGUAGCUUAUAGUCUACAGCCUACAGAGAAUGGGAUUGUCCACAUUGGUGAAGCCAAGACGGAUUUUGGAUACCAUCUUAUUGUGGUAGACAAGCGGUUAUAA
Molecule: messenger RNA, 471 nt
Organism: Xylaria bambusicola
Lineage: Eukaryota; Fungi; Ascomycota; Sordariomycetes; Xylariales; Xylariaceae
Exons: 3
Coding region: 1-471 (156 amino acids)
Biological process (GO): rRNA processing
Molecular function (GO): DNA binding; peptidyl-prolyl cis-trans isomerase activity
Source: RefSeq, a predicted model, not a curated record